AUGUCCGAUGGCCUGUUGAAGCCCGAGAAGGACUUCUCUAAGGACGCCGACAAGGUCAUCCCGGAGGCGGAGGCUUUGGCCAAGAGCGAUGUCCAAGGUGCAGUGGAUAAGCUGUUGGGCCUGGAGAAGCAAGCACGUCAGGCAUCCGAUCUUGCUACAACCUCACGUCUUCUAGUCGCCAUUGUCACUAUCAGCAAGAACUCCGGCGACUGGGCCCUCCUCAACGACCAGGUGCUCCUUCUCUCCAAGAAACAUGCCCAGCUCAAGCAAGCCACCACCCGGAUGGUGCAAGAAGUUAUGAAAUUUUUGGAUGAGACUCCCAACUUGGAUGUCAAACUGUCUGUUAUCGAGACGCUGCGGACGGUGACUGAAGGAAAGAUCUUUGUCGAAGUCGAGCGCGCCCGAGUGACGCGGAUCCUAUCAAAUAUCAAGAAGACCCAAGGCGACCUCAAUGCGGCCGCAGAUAUCCUUUGCGAGCUGCAGGUGGAGACCUUCGGAUCGAUGACCCGCCGCGAAAAGACCGAGUUUAUUUUGGAGCAAGUGGGAUUGUGUAUUGAGCGCGGAGAUUGGACACAGGCCUCGAUUCUCAUCCGGAAGAUCAAUAAACGGUACUUCAACCGCAAGCCGAAGAAGAGCCCCGAGGAGAUAGAGAAGCUUAAGAAGGAGGCGGAGGAGCGAGAAAAGACCCGUGGGCCUGAUGAGGCUCCUAUGGAAGUGGAUGACGAUGUCACAGAUCUGAAGCUCCGUUAUUACGACCAGCAGAUUACCCUUGCCAACCACGACUACAAGUAUCUCGAUGUCUGCAAACACUACCGAGAAGUUUUGGAUACCGAGGCGGUCGAGAACAGCCCCGAGCAGCUGCGCGCAGCCCUCGCCCGCAUCGUUUAUUACAUUGUCCUCUCCCCCUACGACAACGAGCAAUCAGACCUUCUUCACCGCAUCCAACAAGACCCCCGACUGUCACAAGUUCCCGAAGAAGCGCGCUUGGUGAAACUGUUUACCAUUCCCGAGUUGAUGCGCUGGCCCUUGGUAUCCGAGCAAUUUGGCCCCCAUCUCUGCAGCACCGACGUCUUCGAUGCUCAGCCUCAACAAGCCGCGGAGAACCAGGCCCACCGAAGAUGGCAGGACCUGCGCAAGCGUGUGAUUGAGCACAACGUGCGAGUUGUGGCCAAGUACUACACUCGCAUCCAGAUGCCCCGCUUGACUGAGCUUCUGGACUUGACUGAGGAGGAAACUGAGAAGUAUAUCAGUGAGCUGGUCACCUCCAAGACUAUCUAUGCCAAGAUCGACCGCCCUGCCCGGCUGGUCAACUUCGCCAAGCCUCGCGAUGCGGACGACGUGCUCAACGAGUGGAGCAGCGAUAUGAAGAGUCUGCUGGGUCUCUUGGAGCGUAUUGAUCAUCUCAUCACGAAGGAAGAGAUGAUGGCUCGCAUCCUGCCAUCCCGCGGCGACAAAGCCAAGGCUCGCUGA
This is a messenger RNA of Penicillium chermesinum, 1470 nucleotides long. Its product is annotated as proteasome regulatory particle lid subunit RPN5. Gene Ontology annotation, cellular component: proteasome regulatory particle, lid subcomplex; cytoplasm; nuclear proteasome complex. The transcript is spliced from 5 exons. The coding region runs from base 1 to 1470 and encodes 489 amino acids. NCBI's taxonomy places the organism in Eukaryota, Fungi, Ascomycota, Eurotiomycetes, Eurotiales, Aspergillaceae. The record is from RefSeq and is a predicted model, not a curated record.